Molecule: messenger RNA, 1308 nt
Organism: Paramecium sonneborni
Lineage: Eukaryota; Ciliophora; Oligohymenophorea; Peniculida; Parameciidae
Source: the annotation of a GenBank genome assembly
AUGAGCCUAUAAAAAUUUAUUCAAAUCAAAUAAAAAAUUGCUUUAAAUAAUGAGAAGAAUUUUACAAGUAUUUUCGAAUUAAUUCAAAGUAGCUAGUAAAAAUGUUAAAUUAACAACUCUAUUGAAUUAUUAGAAUUAGAUUGAUUAUAAUUUGAAAAUAGAAUAAAAUUAAAAAAAAAAGGAUGAAGAGAUAAUAUAAUUACAAGAAUUUAAUGCUUAUUAUUAUGCAGAAAUGGGUAAAAAAUUAAUAUUACGCAGCUGAGGCGCUUUUAAAAAUGAAUCGAUAUAUAGAAGCACUAUAAUGUUAUGAUUAGGCCAUUAAUAGAAAUCCAGAUGAAUCAUAUUAUUAUGCAUAAAAAGGUUAAAACUGUUACAUUAAAAUAGCUUUUGUGCUCAAUUAAAUGAACAAACUUGAAGAAGCAUUAUAAUCAUAUGAUUAGGCCAUUAAUAGAAAUCCUGAAUGUUUAAAUUAUUAUGCAUAAAAAGGUAAAAACCAUAAUCAUGAAAAAUAGCUUAUGUGCUUAGUUAAAUGAAUCGACUUGAAGAAGCAUUAUAAUUAUAUGAGAAUGUUAUUAAAAGAAAUCCUGAUAAUUUUGACUAUUAUAUUAAAAAAGGUAGAAACUUUAAACACAAAAAUUAGCUAAAAUAUUAAAGCAGAUGAAUCGACAUGAAGAAGCUUUAUAAUUAUAUGAUUUUGUUAUUGAUAGAAAUCCUGAAAAUAUUGAUUAUUAUGCAUAAAAAGGUAAAAGCUUUUCACAUUACAAAUAGCUGAUUCACUUCAUUAAAUGAAUAGACUUAAAGAAGCAUUAUAAUGUUAUGAUUAUGUCUUAAAUAAAAAUCCUGAUUCUGUGAAUUAUUAUGCAUAAAAAGGUAAAAUCUUGAAACAUUAAAAUUAGCUGAUGUGCUAGGUUAAAUGAUUAGACACGAAGAAGCAUUAUAAUUAUUAGAUUUUGUUAUCGCUAAGAAUCCUGAUUAUAUUGAUUAUUAUGCAUCAAAAGGUAAAACUUAGACAUUAAGAAUAGCUGAUACACUUUAAAAAAUGAAUCGACAUGAAGAGGCAUUAAAUUACUAUGAUGAAGCGAUUAAUAGAAAUCCUGAAUGUGCUAAUUAUUAUGUAGCCAAGGGUAUCCACUUCAAAAUAUUAAAAUAGCUGAUGCACUUCGAGAUAUGAAUAGACAUGAAGAAGCAUUAAAAUUUUAUGAUUAUGCUAUUAAUUGCAAUCCUGAUUUUGCUUAAUAUUAUGGAUUAAAAGGCAAAAAUUUUAAACAUUUUAAUUAGCUUACACACUAAGUUAAAUGAAUCGAUAUG